AUGAGCUCCCAAGACGGCGCGUCUACCCCGCGCAAGACGCCCAUCCUCGCGCCCACGCCGGACAGCAAGCCGCCGGCCCGCGCCGAGCUCACGGCCGAGCAGGAGGCCAAGUACGCGUCGCUGCUCGCGCAGGCGCAGGCCUGGACGGACGUGACGUGCGACAAGCAAAAGGAGCGGUCGGGCGCGCUCGCGGAGCGCGAGCGGGCGUGGCUCACGCGCGAGUGCCUGCUGCGGUAUCUGCGGGCGACCAAGUGGCAGGUCGACGACGCGGGGCGGCGGCUGCGGGCGACGCUCGGCUGGCGGCGCGAGUACGGGCUCGACGACUUCUCGGCCGACUACGUCUCGCCCGAGCAGGCGACGGGCAAGCAAAUCAUUGUCGGCUACGACCGCGCCGGCCGCCCGUGCCAGUACCUCAACCCGGGCCGCCAGAACACCGACGCGAGCCCGCGCCAGAUACACCACCUCUUCUACAUGGUCGAGCGCGUCGCCGACAUGAUGCCGCCCGGCGUCGAGCAGCUCAGCCUCAUGAUCAACUUCAAGCCCAGCAAGAAGCGCCAGAACACGAGCGUCCCCGUGUCCACGGCCCGCGAGGUGCUGCACAUUCUGCAGAACCACUACCCGGAGCGUCUCGGCAAGGCGCUGAUUAUCAAUGUGCCGUGGAUCGUCUGGGGCUUCUUCAAAAUCAUUACCCCCUUCAUCGACCCCGUCACCCGCGACAAGCUCAAGUUCAACGAGGACAUGACCCAGUACGUCCCCGCCGAGCAGCUCUGGAGCGAGGACUGGGCUGGCCAGAUGGACUUUGCCUACGACCACGACGUGUACUGGCCCGCUCUCAACGAGCUCUGCCGCCAGCGCCGCGAGGCCCGCGCCGCCCGUUGGGUCGCCGCCGGGAGCCUCGUCGGCGAGUCCGAGGACUACCUCGCCGGCGGCACCGACAUCAGCGUCACGGGCUUCGCGUACGAGGGGCCUGCUGCCGCUGCGCUCGAAGAGAAGCUGGCCGCGACGACGUUGGAGGAAAAGACGCCCGUCGCAGCGGCGGAACCCCAGGCUGCCGUCAUGGCCUAG
This is a messenger RNA of Cordyceps militaris CM01, 1065 nucleotides long. RefSeq names its product CRAL/TRIO domain protein. Gene Ontology annotation, molecular function: phosphatidylinositol transfer activity. Lineage: Eukaryota; Fungi; Ascomycota; Sordariomycetes; Hypocreales; Cordycipitaceae. The transcript is spliced from 2 exons. The record is from RefSeq and is a predicted model, not a curated record. Bases 1 to 1065 code for a protein of 354 amino acids.